Arabis nemorensis is the source of this 165-nucleotide messenger RNA. NCBI's taxonomy places the organism in Eukaryota, Viridiplantae, Streptophyta, Magnoliopsida, Brassicales, Brassicaceae. The record is from the annotation of a GenBank genome assembly.
AUGGACUAUGAGAAGUUCAUUCAAGCACACAGAGAGACUAAUGCUGAUAUCACAAUGGCUGCACUACCAAUGGACGAGCAAAGACCCACUGCUUCUGGGCUCAUGAAGAUCGAUCAGGAAGGACGCAUAGUUGAAUUUGCCGAAAAACCAAAGGGGAGCACCUAA